This is a messenger RNA of Mycena indigotica, 903 nucleotides long. RefSeq lists its product as uncharacterized. Gene Ontology annotation, molecular function: RNA polymerase II cis-regulatory region sequence-specific DNA binding; DNA-binding transcription factor activity, RNA polymerase II-specific. Gene Ontology annotation, cellular component: PcG protein complex; transcription regulator complex. The coding region runs from base 1 to 903 and encodes 300 amino acids. The record is from RefSeq and is a predicted model, not a curated record. The transcript has 3 exons. Gene Ontology annotation, biological process: regulation of transcription by RNA polymerase II. NCBI's taxonomy places the organism in Eukaryota, Fungi, Basidiomycota, Agaricomycetes, Agaricales, Mycenaceae.
AUGCCCUGCUCCCGACCAACUGGCACUGGUCGGACGCGUCGCUAUCGCCAGCAGCCCCAGCCACAUAUCUGCCCUUUGUGCAAGAAGCAUUUUUCGACUGGCGGCCAUCUCAAGCGACACGUUCAGAUCCAUUCUGGCCAGCGCAACUUUCCAUGCACCAUUCCUGGGUGCGAGACGCGUUGUUCUAGAGCGGAUAAUCUACAGCAGCAUAUAAAAACGCAUUCUCCGUCUUAUGUUCCACGCAAGGCGCCAAAGGACUUGGCUUUCGGUUUUUCCAGUGCAUCCUCUUCGUCCUCGACACGCGACUCCCCACGGCCAUCCACUUGGUCGUCUUACUCGCAGUCGUCUGCCGAGUACUCCCCACCGCCAACUACUCCACCUUCGUUUACUUUUCCCUCCUCGAUGCCAACUCGUCCCGUAGUCCAGGUACCGGAAAUACCCGGCUUUCCGCUCCUUCCGCUUGAACCUGUGGAGUUGUUCAGACCCAAAUUGUUGCUGGUCGAAAACAGCAAUAUUACCACGCAAAUGCAACCAUCCUCGGCCGUCGAGACUUUCCUAUCAGCGACAUUCCCUCCCUAUCCUCACCUCGAACUUGUACAUCCAAUUCCUCGAGCAUCCCAGCCACGUUCUACCCUGUUGGACCUGGAGGACUCCGUACAAUAUGAGUCCGUUCAGACUCCGGCAACCGAUCCAAACUUGGAGCCAGAUUUCAACGCUUUUCAAGACUUGCUCGCAUACCCUACUUUUUUAGCCUCCGAAUCGUCUUUGGCAGGCAAUCUGGAGGCUAUGUUGGUGGACCACGGCUGGCCGCACCAGUUUCCGAUGGUCGACCUUGCUAAUACCUCCUACCCGCGACACCCGGGGACGAACGGGAACGAGAUGUACCAGGAUUUCCUCGGAUAA